AACGCUGUAGGAAGAAUAACGUUUGGUGGCUACAUUUCCAGUGACCCUUGUCCUCAGCUGGGCACAAAUAUCCUUGGUCGGACCACAUGCCGGUGUUUAUUUUGGAAAAUAGGUCCUUUUAGUUACUGGCUGAAAUCCUGCCGUCUGCUGCUCUUUUCUCUUGAUUUGGAAGCCACCAAGGGUCCCCCUCCCGGCAGAACCGGGUGCCCAGCACAGCUGACACCACCGUGGGGCUGGCCCAUAUUUGUUUCUGGGAUCACACCCAACCCAAUAAUUGCCUCCACCUUCUCCAGGGUCUGGACCCCUCGCCAUGGGCACUGAGGUCCUGACCUCCAGCCAUUCUCAGUUCUGGGAGUGGGCACUUGGAGAGCAGGAGGCAGCAAAGAUGGACCCUGACCAGUCCUCUCCAAGCCAAGUGUGGGGAGAGGCUGACACUGGGGAUGAGCUGGAGCUGAUUCGGCCCAGCAUCUACCGCAACGUGGCGCGCCAGCUGAACAUCUCCCUGCACUCCGAGAGCGUGGUGACCGACGCCUUCCUGGCUGUGGCCGCCCAGAUCUUUGCUGCAGCUUGGUGGUCUGGGAAGGCCCUUCCUCCCAUGGAACACCCUGCUGCCCCGCAGAGAGGGUGCCCAGGGGGACAGACAGGCAUCACAUGGGGCAAGGUGGUGUCCCUGUACUUGGUGGCUGCCGGGCUGGCUGUGGACUGUGUGCGGCAGGCCCAGCCCGCCAUGGUUCAUGCUCUUGUCGAUUGCCUCGGGGAAUUUGUGCGCAAGACCCUGGCAACCUGGCUGCGGAGGCGCGGUGGAUGGACCGACGUCCUCAAGUGUGUGGUCAGCAGCAACCCUGGCUUCCACUCCCAUUGGCUUGUGACUGCACUCUGCAGCUUCGGCCGCUUCCUGAAGGCUGCCUUCUUUGUGCUGUUGCCAGAAAGAUGAACCUGGCCCUGGAACCAGGAGGCUCUGGGCCGAGGCACUGCCCUCCUCCCGCAGAGCCCCUCCCCCGUGAGCCCCUUCUCUGUACACCCAGGCCCCCGGGAAGUGGGAACGCAGGCUCCCCUGGGCCUGGAGCUGGCCUUCAGUGCCCACCUGUGGCCCUGCUCCAUGGUGCCUCUUGUGGAGCCAGAAGGUCAGGGUGACCUCCCGGGCCCAAAAGGAAGGCAGCUGGGAACACCAAACUCUCACUUGACACCGGGUCCUAUCCACGAAGGGUGACCAUGUCAGGACACUGGACCUGAAGGUGACUUGAGCCUGGCCAAGGCUAGAGGAGCCGUGGGAUCUUACCGACCCCACCGAGCAUAAGGCUCAUGUGCUGUUGCUUAAUCCAUCCCUGGCGGGAGAGCGCGCCCACCUGUGGCAGGGACUGGGAUUGGGCUCCAGGCCGGCACCCCUGAUCUGUGAAUGCACCAACUCCUGACCUACGAGGACGGGGUGUGUGUUCGAUUCCAAUAAAGCGUCAUAGCAGUGGAAGGCGA
Myotis davidii is the source of this 1470-nucleotide messenger RNA. RefSeq names its product BCL2-related ovarian killer (gene BOK). The transcript has 5 exons. The record is from RefSeq and is a predicted model, not a curated record. Gene Ontology annotation, molecular function: protein homodimerization activity; protein heterodimerization activity. Gene Ontology annotation, biological process: regulation of apoptotic process; intrinsic apoptotic signaling pathway in response to DNA damage; extrinsic apoptotic signaling pathway in absence of ligand. The coding region runs from base 311 to 934 and encodes 207 amino acids. NCBI's taxonomy places the organism in Eukaryota, Metazoa, Chordata, Mammalia, Chiroptera, Vespertilionidae. Gene Ontology annotation, cellular component: mitochondrial outer membrane.